UCCUUGUGACUUAUGCACUAACUGCAACCCGUCCGACGGCAUUUUUUGCAGCUCGUGCAGCUAGACACAGCAUUGCACAUUCAAAGAUGAACAAAAUAAAUGCCUUUUUACAAAAAAAUCUCAAAUCGGAUCCAAUGGUAUAAGCAUCAGUUGAAUAUUGCCUCUAUAGGUUGGAAGGGACUACUAUGGCGGUAACAAAAGUUGAGAGCUAGCUGGCCUCAAAACAAGAACUUCGCAGGAUCGAGCCCAUGUGGAUCAACAAAGCGACUGAGGAAGUUUCUCAUGUUUGCAACUCUGCUCACUGCCUUUUAUAUGCUGAUAUGGCAGGUGCCAAGGUAUUUCAAUAUCACCUACGUUGAAACCCGAGUGGUGCCUACUCGGCCAGCCUAUCGAUAUCUCAAUCAGCCAGCCCAGUCCAGUCGGCCAGGUCACCCCCCUCAGCAAGCCCAACUUCCUCAGCCAGCCCAACCUUCUCAGCCACCAGCUCCCCCAGCCCAGCCUAUUCGGCCACCGCAGCGUAGUCAAGCAGCCCAACCUCCUCGGCCAGCCCAGCCCAGUCGACCAACCCUGGUAUUCGGGAACUUGGCGCCAGAAUCUGCAUGGCACUUUAGACCCGACGCUUUGACAGACGUCAGAAAUAUCACAGCGAAACUGAAUCUGAAUAGUAAUCUACGGAAAUGGAAGUUGGGGAACUUCACAGAAGAUGUCGACAUCGGUCACUACAACACAUGCGCUGUCGUAGGCAACAGUGGCGUUCUCCUUGGAAGUCAGUGUGGAGCGGAGAUCGACUCCAUGGAUUACGUCAUACGAAUAGAUUUGCCGGCCAUCAAAGGUUACGAAAAAGAUGUUGGCAAACGGACCAGCAUGGUAUUGUUCAACUUGAAGGGGCCAGACAGAAUCCGACAGUCCGCUCUGUUCAAAAACAGAUCGCAGGAUGUGUACGAGAGUCGAUUUAGAAGCGCCGAAGGUGCCGUUCUGUUUGCAGACAAAAGAUCAAGAAAGAAUAUCGAGACAGCUGUGAAAGCGUAUAAACUCUCAUUUCCGUUGUUAAGUCGUCCAGGGAAACUAAGGACCGGAAUAAGCAGAACUGCAUCUGAAAUAGCGAACAAGAAGAUGAAGGGAACACCUUCCGUUGGUCUGGUCAGUGUUCUGAUGAUGACAACGUUCUGUGACCACCCUUAUAUGUACGGAUUCUACCCUUUCACAGAAGACGCGAACAACAACUCUAUCCUGUACCACUAUUAUCCAGGAGACUUCGUCGAUCCUCCGCUACAUCAUGCUUUUGCCCCAAAACACAAAAUGAACCAGGAGUACGACUUUAACAGGGAACUCCACAAACGGGGUGUUCUGAAGAUGCAGGUCGGUCCGUGUGGAAAACAAUGAGCUACUUGCUUGAUACUUCGGAGAUCAUUUGCAAUGU
Branchiostoma floridae (Florida lancelet) is the source of this 1420-nucleotide messenger RNA. Its product is annotated as CMP-N-acetylneuraminate-poly-alpha-2,8-sialyltransferase-like. Gene Ontology annotation, biological process: N-glycan processing; oligosaccharide metabolic process. The coding region runs from base 283 to 1383 and encodes 366 amino acids. The transcript is spliced from 4 exons. Gene Ontology annotation, molecular function: alpha-N-acetylneuraminate alpha-2,8-sialyltransferase activity. NCBI's taxonomy places the organism in Eukaryota, Metazoa, Chordata, Leptocardii, Amphioxiformes, Branchiostomatidae. The record is from RefSeq and is a predicted model, not a curated record.